Molecule: messenger RNA, 1461 nt
Organism: Carassius carassius (crucian carp)
Lineage: Eukaryota; Metazoa; Chordata; Actinopteri; Cypriniformes; Cyprinidae
Product: chromobox protein homolog 8-like
Exons: 5
Coding region: 17-1108 (363 amino acids)
Source: RefSeq, a predicted model, not a curated record
CCGCGGAGAGACUAUUAUGGGCUAUCGAGGAUUAUUCAGGGAGAGGGCUGAGGGGGAAAAAAAUAGCUGCAAGGUAGAAGUAAAUAUGGAGCUCUCAGCCGUCGGGGAGCGGGUCUUCGCCGCCGAAUCCAUCAUUAAACGGCGCAUAAGGAGAGGUCGGAUGGAGUAUCUGGUCAAAUGGAAGGGCUGGUCUCAAAAAUACAGCACCUGGGAACCCGAGGAGAAUAUUCUGGAUGAGCGUCUUUUCGCUGCUUUUGAAGAAAGAGAGCGUGAGAGGGAGAUGUAUGGGCCAAAAAAGAGAGGCCCUAAACCAGAAACUUUUUUAAUGAAGGCAAAAGCUAAAGCAAAAGGCAAAAACUUUGAGUUCAGACAGGAAAUGUCUCGAGAUUUGCAUGUGUCAUUCCCGGUAGCCGAACCGGUUGUGACACCCAGAGCACGUGAGGGACUGCGGACAGUUGUGCCAACGAUUUUUCCUCCGAGCACCAUCAACAGAGGCGAAAGUGUCCGUGUGCGUCUACCGGACCCUGAGAGAGACCCACUGAUGCAUGGGAUGCUGGUACAACGCCCGCUGGAUUUUGCCAGCUCACCAAAAAAGCGAGGACCAAAGCCAAAGUUGCGUCCAGUAGGUUCAUCCACCGCAGGUGUUAAAAGAAAGGCAGAUGAACCAUUAUCUUAUCGACCUUCCAAAUCUGAGAGAUUGGGAGAGACUUCGAACUGUGAUGUCACCCAAUUAACCAAGAAGUUUCAAGCAGAAUCCAGCCACGUACAAAAGCAAAUGGGAAGCAGGUCAAGUGAUGUAAAUUUCACACAUGGUGGCACCAUCUUAAAAGCUGGGCUUGGUGUUUUGGGACCUCGACGGAAGGAGAGCCCAAGUGGUGCCAUAAAGCACUCCAAAAUGAAACAUCCUCCCAAAAGCAAUCUAUUUCGAUCCACCGAUCAAACCAGAGAGCAGUUGUCUCUGAGUUUUAUAGACGAAACCGAUCAGUCCUGGUUGCCUUGUUUGAAGAAUAUGGAGAAAAUAGUUGUUACUGACGUAACAAGUAACUCUUUGACUGUAACCAUAAAAGAGAGUUCAACGGACAAAGGUUUCUUCAAAGAAAACAGAUGAUGUGAUUUUAGUUACUGUAUGUGUAUACAAUAUUGUAAUCAAAUUAGAAACAAUCUACAUUUCUAUAUCAUUUCUAGUUUAUAAAUGUAAAGUCUUGCAAUCAUGCACAAAAUGCAAAAAAAAAAGAGUAUAUAGUUUAUGUUUGGCCUACAUUUCCAUUCGCAUUUUCUAUGAAAAUGAAGUUUAUUUUUCUAUUUCCCAGAUUUUAUGUAAAGUAUACCAGUUGGUUCUUUAUUUUGGUUGCCUUCUUCAGCUUUAUUAUGAAUGUAGGUUUUAGAGGCUGUUAACGCAUAUUAACGUUUCAACUUAAUGCACCUUUUUAAGGGAUAUAUUGUAAGUCCCUCUUUUAUGAA